Molecule: messenger RNA, 3583 nt
Organism: Cataglyphis hispanica
Lineage: Eukaryota; Metazoa; Arthropoda; Insecta; Hymenoptera; Formicidae
Gene: sau
Product: Golgi phosphoprotein 3 homolog sauron
Exons: 4
Coding region: 674-1612 (312 amino acids)
Biological process (GO): Golgi to plasma membrane protein transport; retrograde vesicle-mediated transport, Golgi to endoplasmic reticulum; Golgi organization
Cellular component (GO): trans-Golgi network; cytosol; Golgi cisterna
Molecular function (GO): phosphatidylinositol-4-phosphate binding
Source: RefSeq, a predicted model, not a curated record
CACUGCUCCACUUGGCUGAUUCGUUCUUGUCGCGACGAUACGCACGUAUGUACAUACAUAUACAUAUAUUUAUAUUCGUUCUGUCUCUUAUUUUGCGUGGCACGCAACGACACGCGCACUAGUAGUGAGGUCGAAACGGAUGUUUCAAAUUUACUCGGAAUUCGCGCGACUUUGCAAUACACUGACAAACCUCUCGCGGACGUCGUAUCGGUCACUCUGUGUGAGCAGGUUGUAACGUGACGCGAUCAACAUACGUACGCGUACACAAAAGCUCGUGGCAAAAUAAUAACGCAUAAAUACGCAUACGCGUUUUUCCAUCGUGUCUUUCGUGCUUAAAGUGUCGCUCGUCAACAAGUCGCGGCGAGUCGUCCACCACGAGACAUAAUCGAGAGAGUCGGACGAGAGGCGUAUUGGCCAUCUUGGAAGACAUGUCGUUUUGGAGUAAACGUCAACGACACAGAGUGUUUACCGUAUACACAUUCUAAAUGUUCGCGCCAGCUUGUUAUAAUAAUAAUAACAACGUUUACGGUUGAUUGUCGGACGGCGACGACAACGACGACGACGUCGACGACGAAGAGCAUCACGUCGCAUCACGGCAGUGGUGACACGGUGGCGUAUCUGGCGACACGCGGACGUAUUUCCAAGCGGCCCGUCUUAGUACCUGCAUCACACGAUGAAUCGCGGUGACGGGCUGGUGCAGCGACGACGCGUGGUCAACAGCAGCAGCGGCGGGAGUGCCGGUGGCGGUGGCAGCGGUCAGGAUAGUGGAAACGCGGACCUCAUUGGUAACAACGACAAAUCGUCCGGUCAGAGCCCUGACUCGGAUUACUCGUCCCAAAAGGAUCUCAAUUGCAAUCCCACUAUCGACGAGGACUCGGACAAGGAGACGCGUCUGACCCUUAUGGAGGAGGUUCUCCUGUUGGGUCUGAAAGACAAAGAGGGAUAUACUUCCUUCUGGAAUGAUUGUAUAAGUUCUGGAUUGAGAGGAUGUAUCUUGGCAGAACUUGGCUUUCGGGGUAGGGUGGAAUUGGAGAAAGCUGGUAUGCGUAAGAAGAGUUUAUUAGCGAGAAAACUUCUCUUGAAAAAUGAUGCACCUACGGGAGAUGUGUUAUUAGACGAGGCUCUGAAACACUUGAAAGACACAGAUCCACCUGAGACUGUGCCAAGUUGGAUAGAAUACCUUAGUGGAGAAACAUGGAAUCCUUUAAAAUUAAGAUAUCAAUUGAAAAAUGUCAGAGAACGAUUAGCGAAAAAUCUUGUUGAAAAAGGUGUCUUAACUACAGAGAAACAAAAUUUCUUACUGUUUGACAUGACAACUCAUCCUCUUACUGAUAAUCUUGCCAAAAGUCGUCUCGUAAAAAAGAUCCAAGAGGCUGUGUUAGGUCGUUGGGUGAAUGAUGCCGCUCGUAUGGAUAGACGAACGUUAGCAUUAGUUAUUUUAGCUCAUGCAGCUGAUGUAUUAGAAAAUGCAUUUGCGCCAUUGUCGGACGACGAUUACGAAGUAGCGAUGCGAAGAGUACGGACGUUAUUAGAUCUCGAUUUCGAAGCAGAAGCCACUAAACGUAAUGCGAAUCCAGUACUUUGGGCUGUAUUCGCUGCAUUCACUAAGUAACAUUUAUCUCGUAAAUUAUAUGGAAUAAAUAUCGAAUACUAGUGUGAAUAAUACAAUUACAAAUUUUGCAUGUCCUUCAGUUAUAAUAUAAAAAAAAGAAUCAUUCAGACCAAAUUAUCUGUAUUAAAACUAUAUAGGACUACUCUUUUUAGGAGAUUACGAUCAUUUCCAUUUAUUGUUAUUUAAUACAUUUGAUAUAGCUGAAUAACAAAUGUUCGUAUUUAAAUAUUAUGAAGUAACAAGUCCAAAAGUCCAAAAGUAUGAAUGUAUGUUUUGUGCUCGAUAAUGCUAUUUCCAUUCGGAGAGAAGCAGUUAUAUUGUGCUGAAUUUUAUUCUAUGCUUUUUGCUUAGUGUCCAUCGUGUUUACGAAUAUGUCCAUUUGUGAACACAAUAUGAGACGCGGGACACUAUGCGGGGUGCCUCAAAAUGGAUGCUAGGUGGUAGUAUGUUGAAGGAAUUUGGAUAUAUAAUAAUUGAAAUAUAUGUUGUUAGCCAUAAUUGAAAUAUAUGAAUAUGUACAUAUAUCUUUUUAAAUUCUAUUUUUUAAUAUACAUGUGCCUCUUUGUUUAUACAUAGUAUCUAUGAUUUUGUGUUAUAUCCGCGCGCGCAAGAAUUAUUUUUGAUUGAAUAUAUUUUAAACUUAUAUAUAAUUAAUUUUACAUUGUACAUUUCAAUUUUUUCAGAAACCAUUUUUAAAUAUUAAAUAUUGAAAAAAUUUUUCGAAUUAUUAAUUAUUACUUUUUUUUAUUAACUAUAUCAAAUUUGUGGAGAUAAGAUUUUACAUAUGGCAGACCUGGUGAGACAGAUUGUCACAUUUUCCUGAUAAUGAUUUAAAUAUAAAUUCUAUAAAAAAUUCUCUUUCCGCUCUUUCUACUUCUAUAUAAAUGUUUACUUCAUACAGACCAUUAUCUAUGUCCUCUGAUAUGUAAAAAGAUUGUAUUAAUAGUAUUAUCGUAGGGCAAUAAUGUAUUCAGAUUUAAAUGCGAAAAGAUAUCGAAUUAUUAUUUGUUAUUGAUAUAUUUUAUGUUACUGGAAAUUUUUUAAAUAAAUGAUUAUUUCAUUACAUAAUCUAUCAAUUGAAUAUAAGAAAUUCUCUUUGGAUAAUAAAGAUUGAUUAGCAUUCCAUUUAUAAGAUAAAUGGGAUGUUCUCAGGCUACUUAAAAAAGAGAAAAUACUUCAUUUUUUAAAUAUAUAAAUUUUUUCAUGUUUUUAAAUAUUUUUGAAAGUAAAAUUUUAUCUAAAUUAUUUUUUUCAUAUUCGGUAUACAUAUGUGUACAUAUGUGUGGGAUUAUUAAAAAAUAUGAUUAAAAAUAUCAUGUGUCAGAAGUACUUCAAGGGACGUUGAAUCAUAAUAGAUUUGUUCUUAGACAUAGUUUUGUAAAUAAUUAUUUAACACUGAAAGUAAUAUCUCAUAAAAGAAAGUUUAUCGAUAAAUUUAUCUGUUUCAGCAGAGAUUUGUUAGAUUAGAGAUGGAUAUAAACUAUUGGAUAGGAUUUCAUUAAUGGAUGAAAUAUAUUGUAAGAGCAGAGCAUAUAUAAAAGAUAUAUUAUGUAAAAGAUUUGUAGUUACCUGUAUGACAAAAGUAGCUCUAAUAUAAAUUCAAAUACUUCAUAUGUUUAUUCUCACUUACUUUCUGUUACUAAUAUUGUAUAGAUACAUAUAUGUGAUGUAUAUAAAUAAUAAAAGUGCAAGAGGCAUUUGAAGAGUAAACGGUAUUUGAUCAGGAGUACUCGAGAAAAAUUAAUUUGUCUGCCAAAUUUUUAUUCCUUUACGCGCGAGAACAAUGAUAGUCGUGCUUAGAGUUAAUAUAAUCAGAAUUAAUUUUUAAUUAAUUCUUUUUGAAAUAUUCUCUUUAUACCGAUUAAAUUCAGCAUUUACUUCUGAAUGCCUCUUGUAUAAUGCAUAUUGGAUCAAGAUGAAUGGAAGGAAGGGGGUUAAAUUAUAAUAUAUGAAAAAAUAUCAAAUUUUUAA